This is a messenger RNA of Haplochromis burtoni (Burton's mouthbrooder), 4343 nucleotides long. RefSeq names its product RNA-binding protein MEX3B. The record is from RefSeq and is a predicted model, not a curated record. Gene Ontology annotation, molecular function: RNA binding. The transcript is spliced from 4 exons. The coding region runs from base 508 to 2469 and encodes 653 amino acids. NCBI's taxonomy places the organism in Eukaryota, Metazoa, Chordata, Actinopteri, Cichliformes, Cichlidae.
CGCGGGUGACGUCAGUGCCGUGUGCGGGAGACGGAGCGGCGUGCGCCUGGCGAGACAAAGGCGGCGGACCGACCGGGGUCAGGCAGGCAAGAGCAGCAGCAGAAAGCCGAGAAUCACUGUUUUUUUUUUUUUUUUAAACUAAAAGAUAACCGCUAACCUUGGACUUCAGUUGAGCUCUCCCUGACGCUGGGAGAAAUGAAGAGGCAGUGACACUCCUGUGGAAAUCUCCUGGAUGAGGAAAAACAACAGUGCCCUCUUUUCGGUUUUAAACGUUUUUUUCUUCUUCUCCUCAAACGCCCCCCUUUCGGUUUGCUAGUUAGCCGAACCGCUAGCUCCUAGCGCUGCACAGCACAGGUCUCCUCCUUCAGUCUGCUCCACGUCUUUCCCUAAAGAACUGGGCUACGAGUGAAGAGAGGACUUCAUCGACAAAACGUAGAUAAGUAGAGGGUGAGCGGACUCCCAACAAAACAGGCAUCCGUGAUCUGAUGUGAGAUCCACGGAGAGACUAUGCCUAGCCCUUUAUUUCACCCCGAGAUUAUGGACCACGACGUGGUGAUCAGCAGCCAACACAACGGGGUCGGUCUGUCCAGGGAGACGGAUCAGGAGUCCCGGGAGGAGGACCACCAAGAGGCGCUCCGCUUCGCCCUGGACCAGCUGUCACUGAUGGCCAUGGAGAAGGUGGACUGUGGGGGCGGCGGAAGCAGCGGGCUUGUGGACAGCCUGGAUGGGACCCAGGGUCCGGGACCCGAGAAUUGCAACGGUGUGAGUGGAGGGGGGUUCGUGGAUCUACAAAUGCUGGACCAUCCCAGCGGGUCUCGGGACUCUCCGACGUCCUGCUCUCCAUCCCCGGAGUACUAUGGCUCAGGGGGGUACCACAUGGCCGGCUCCCAUGCCAUGCUCCACGGGGAACCAAACUCCGUCCUCUGCAGCAGGAAAAGAAGUGUCAACAUGACCGAGUGUGUUCCCGUCCCCAGCUCCGAGCAUGUGGCUGAGAUAGUGGGCAGACAAGGUUGUAAGAUCAAGGCCCUGCGUGCCAAAACAAACACCUACAUAAAGACUCCGGUGCGAGGCGAGGACCCUGUGUUCAUCGUGACGGGACGCAGGGAGGAUGUGGAGAUGGCCAAGCGUGAAAUUGUGUCUGCAGCAGAGCACUUCUCUAUGAUCAGGGCGUCCCGCUGCAAAGCUGGAGGGGGUGGAGGAGGCGGCUCCCUUCCUGGACCACCAAACCUACCUGGACAGACCACUAUACAGGUUAGAGUGCCGUACAGAGUAGUCGGUUUAGUUGUUGGACCAAAAGGGGCAACAAUCAAGCGCAUCCAGCAGCAGACUCACACCUACAUCGUGACACCGAGUCGAGAAAAAGACCCCGUGUUCGAGGUGACUGGGAUGCCAGAGAACGUGGACAGAGCGAGAGAGGAGAUCGAGACUCACAUCACCCUGAGAACUGGAACCUUUGUAGACCUCCAGGGAGACAAUGACUUCCACACUAAUGGCACUGAUGUCAGUCUUGAAGGCCUUGGUUCCCUGAGUGGGGGACUGGGAGCGACUUUGUGGUCCAGGGCAACUAGCCACCAUUCUGCCCCCCCUCCUCCUCCAACAUCCCCACCUUCUGCUCUUUCCAUGUCCGUACACCACUCGUCCGGCAGGAAGAUGUCCUCAUCGGUUCCCUAUCACACGCACAAUGGCGGGAUGAGCGCAGACAGCUUCAGCACCGCCCGGAAGGCCACUGAGGGAGGCAGUCCCACUAGCCCUUUUAGCACAGGCUCCAGCAGCGCUGGGGGAUUCACUUUUGGGGGCGAUUCCACCCCAGGACUGCCUUCGUCAGACGAGCUGGGCUUCGAGUUCAGUGCUUCCAACAUCUGGGCGCCUUUCGUCAACAGCGGAUCGGGCAAUAAGACGGGCAGCUCCUCUCAGCAGCAGCCUCUGCGUCGCAAUAGCAGCGGCGUCAGCGCCGGCGCCAUCACUCCACGAUUGUCCCCGACUCUGCCUCAGGACACAGGCGUGGUCCCCCCUCUGGAUCACCCACUUGCCCGGCGUGCUCAAAGCGACCCCCUCAGCACUCUCUCCUGGCUGCAGUCUGGCAACGCAGGCGGCGGCUCCUUCUCCGGAGCAUCGAGCUCCAGCUCCGGCGGCUCAUCGACCGGUUACUCCUCCUGCUCGGCCUCCUCCCUCCCCGGUGGGUCGCCUACCGACUCAGAGGGAGGCGGCAGCGGCGUGGGUCUCACCUCUGGGAUUUUGAGCCGACUGAAAGGCAGCUCUGGCUCUGGGGUUGCGGCUCUGGUGGGGGUCAGCCCCGGGGUCAACAGGGACUGCUUCGUGUGUUUCGAGAGCGAGGUGACGGCAGCCCUGGUGCCCUGCGGCCACAACUUGUUCUGCAUGGAGUGCGCUGGGCAGAUCUGCCAAUCAACAGAGCCAGAAUGCCCCGUCUGUCACACUCCUACCACACAGUGCAUCCGCAUCUUCUCGUAAUGUCCCGGGCAAAGGGAGGGGUGGUGGGGUGGGGUAAAAUGUGGGAUGGGAGGGGAACGGUCCCAAGUGGGGCACCAGCUGCGGCAGAGACAAUGGAAGGAGUCACAAUAAUAACCUUCACACACAUGAUGGACCAUAAUAAAUGCAUUAAUAGAGAUGACGAUACUAUAAGGAUGCUGAUUUAUUGCUGGUAACUGUCGAUAAAUGAUGAUGAUAAUAAUUAAUAGUGACUUAUUUUCAGAGUGAAGUUAAUUGAAACUGGUCUGUAGACAGUUGGAGCUCAGCCAGUCUCUUGGUGUUGAACUUAACGGAAGGAAACUAGUGUCUUAUCUCUCUUCAGGCCUUCUUUUUGACCCAGAGCGGCCCUUGCGGCUGCCUGCUGGUCUGUCUCAACAUUUCUUCAUUCUGGCUUCUUCAGAUCUCUGCCUGCUCUCUCUCUCUCGCUCUCUCUCUGUCUCACAGCCUUUCUUUUUGACACUUUUAUACUUAACAGAUAUUUUUCAAUGAAGCUGUCGACGAGGCCUGCACUUUUCUACUCCCUAAUUUUACUGUUCUCAACAGGGCACCGCCCGUUUCCAACAAAUCCCUUUGUCCUUUGCUCUCACUCAUGCUGUUGUUUGUGGCACGAAGUGGCAAGGUUCCUCUUUUUUUCUGUAAGUUUGGGACUUUUCUCUCUGUUUUUAUUUUAAAGAUCGCCGUGUUGUCAGGCACCUAGAAGAACAAUAAACCCAAGGGACCUCUUAAGGAUCAAUUCCAGUUUCUCUUUGCCACAAAAGAAUAGCCAUCAGUAAGUAAGCCAAAUGAAUGUUAUUAAUAGACAUCUCUUGAGUGAAUUCAUGUUGGAUGAGUCUGCCCCACAUUUCAAAUGUGGCUGUCGCAUUGAUUCACAUUAAUUUUCCUUUAAUAGAUGAGAAACGUACCAUACGUGAAGUAAUGUGUUUGAGGUCAGGUCUCUGUGUUUGGGCAGCCUGACAAUCCCUUUACACCCCUCUGUCUCUGCGAUAUGCGAGUAUGAGUGUGUGUGCGAGAGAACAACGCCCACUCAUGCUGUUCGUCGCACCGCCGAGAGUAGGUCUGCUCCCUGUCCCGUUCUUCUUUGCUGCACACUCGGUCUUGAAGGAAAGCGACGCUCUGAUCCAUCCACACUACUGUAGUUGUCCUCCCACGUCUGUUACGCCCAGAGCCGCCUGUUUCUGGUGUUUUCUACUAGUUUUUGACUCUUGACUGUCAAGUGUGUGGCUGACAGACAAUAUUUUGAACACUAGGAUAAGAUGGGGCUUUUCUGAUGUCACACAAGAAUGUGUUGUCCAGUUAAGGUUAAGGAGAGAGGCCUCCUGCUGCUCCUCCUACACUAAACAAUUACAAGGGGCCUCCAUUGAACCUUUUCUUCAUGCACUGUAAGGCCCGGCCCCUCUAAACUAAAAGCGAAAAAGAAACAGCUCUUACUGUUUUUGUUAGGUCUUCCACCUGUCUCUCACAGCGAAGCUGUACGGCACUCUCUGACGUCACUGUUGUCCCCAUACAGCGCUGUACUCCUGGCAAAAUGUAGUGCACUAUGUGGCUGGUUGAUUGGGGUCUGUCAUGUGUUUCAUAGCAUUACUGAGUAACUCCAGUGAGGCAGGUACAUCCUGUUUUUAAGUUGGGUUUUUUUUCUGUUAGUGUUUUGAUUUCAUUGAGUUUGCAGUAACUGCCUCCUGUAGUCUUUAUACUAUGUGUAUGAUUUUUUUUUUUUUUUCCAACGUCUGUGUGACGUUACACGGUUGCAGGUUUUUUGUUUUGUUUUUCCCUCUCUCUUCUCCCUGACACACGUGGAUUCAGCUCAUAGAACGAGACAAAGCCAUGACAGCUGAAUUUUAAAGAAAAGAAAAGAAGAA